AUGAGGAACAUGUACAGAAGUCAAAGGUCCGGAUCGGAUCUCAACUCAUACGCUCAGAAGAUAAAAGUCUACUUCGACACAAUCUGCCCGUGGUGCUACAUCGGCUCCCGCUCCCUCGCCCAAGCCAUUGCGAUCUACCAGAAAACUUACCCUGGUGCUCGCGACGAUAGUUUGGAGUAUGAGUUCCUCCCCUUUUAUCUCAACACAGACACUGGUCAACAUGGUCUCACGAUGAGAGAAGCUGCUGCCCGUAAGAAUGGCGCCGAGAGGGUCGAGGGUGUUUUGAAGCGCUUACAUCGGACGGGGAGGCAGGUGGGUAUCGAGUUUGAUUUCGAAGGUAAGACGGGAGCGACGAAGAUGAGUCAUGCUUUGACUCAUGGGAUUGGGAGGGAGAAGGGGUGGGAGGUGCAGAAGGCGGUGAUUGAAGAGGUUUAUCGGUGGCAUUUCGAACACGGUGGCGAUAUUUGUGAUCGAGCGGGGUUGAUCGGUGUGGCGAGGAAUGUUGGUAUUAGUGAGGGUGAGGGGGAGAAGUGGAUAGAUGAUGAGGAUGUUGGUCGGCGGGUGGACCAAUUGGCUGCGCAGGUUCGGGACGAGGGUAUUGAUUCUGUGCCUACUAUGUUCAUUGGCGAGGUGAGAGUCGAUGGAGCGGAGGAUGUGGAGGGAAUGUUUCAGGCGCUGGUGGCAGCUCGGGAAGCAGCAGCGAUUACGACUUAG
Messenger RNA from Recurvomyces mirabilis, 714 nucleotides. RefSeq lists its product as uncharacterized. Gene Ontology annotation, molecular function: oxidoreductase activity. The coding region runs from base 1 to 714 and encodes 237 amino acids. NCBI's taxonomy places the organism in Eukaryota, Fungi, Ascomycota, Dothideomycetes, Mycosphaerellales, Teratosphaeriaceae. The record is from RefSeq and is a predicted model, not a curated record. The transcript has 2 exons.